Hemicordylus capensis (graceful crag lizard) is the source of this 2131-nucleotide messenger RNA. RefSeq names its product origin recognition complex subunit 4 (gene ORC4). Bases 218 to 1825 code for a protein of 535 amino acids. The record is from RefSeq and is a predicted model, not a curated record. Gene Ontology annotation, biological process: DNA replication initiation; DNA replication. Gene Ontology annotation, cellular component: nuclear origin of replication recognition complex; nucleus. Lineage: Eukaryota; Metazoa; Chordata; Lepidosauria; Squamata; Cordylidae. The transcript is spliced from 15 exons. Gene Ontology annotation, molecular function: DNA replication origin binding.
AUGUGAUAGGGAUGCGCGCGGAGGUUUGUGGGAGGUUCUUGAUGUUCAGGGAGGAGCAAUAGAAAUACAGGCUACGGCGGCGAGCGGAGGAUUCGAGCGCUAGAGCGAGCCGUUGUGACCGGCACAGUUAACCGUGGCCUGAGCUCGGGGGUCUGGGAAGAAAGAAGGGCUUGAAUUACAAUGAGCAAACGCAAGUUGAAGAAAGAGAGCUUCACAAAUGGGGAAUAUAUCUCAAAGGUGCAAAGAACAUUGCGUGAAAGAUUUUGUCAUCAGACUGCCAAUGGAAAGUUGUUUGGAAUUGAAUUUCAGUACAAUUCCUCUUGCAGAUGCUCCAGUGGCUGAACUGGUCUCAGGUGCUGUUAUGAACAAGGAGGGCCAAGAACAGCUGAAGGUGCCAAAGGAUAAGAAAUGUCAUUUGCUCCUCAGGAAAGCCCAUGAUGGCCACGGUCAUCAGAGCAGCAGCCACCAAUUGGAUCUUUACCUGUGCACCCAUCCUUUGGACAAAGGACCUCAUCCAGCACCAAGCCCAACAGAAUGUACACCUUACCUUCGAUUGCCCACACAGCCACAGGUUCCUUGUCAAUCACGUAAAGAGCCUUCUUUGCCCCUUCCAGUCCCUCCAACACCUAGGGGGCCCUCUUGGACACAGCUCAGGCAUUUACUUGAGCUGUUAAAACGUACUGCUGUCAAUGGUGAAAGCAAUUCUGCACUCAUUAUUGGACCACGAGGAUCAGGAAAGACUCUGUUGUUACGUCAUGUCUUAAAAAAAGUCAUGGAAGUAAAGCAAGUAAGGGAUAACAUCUUGCAAGUUCAUUUAAAUGGGCUGCUACAAACAAAUGACAAAAUUGCUCUCAAGGAGAUUACAAGACAACUAAAUUUGGAAAAUGUGGUUGGAGAUAAAGUUUUUGGUAGCUUUGCUGAAAAUCUUGCAUUUCUUCUUGAAGCAUUAAAGAGAGGUGACCGUGCCCACAGUUGUCCAGUACUGUUCAUAUUGGAUGAGUUUGAUCUCUUUGUUCAUCAUAAGAACCAGACUUUGCUUUAUAACCUCUUUGAUAUAUCCCAGUCAGCACAGACACCUAUUGCUGUUGUUGGUCUGACUUGUAGAUUGGAUAUUUUAGAACUCAUGGAGAAGAGAGUGAAGUCAAGGUUUUCCCACCGGCAAAUAUACUUAAUGAAUUCAUUUGAUUUUAAAAUAUAUCUGAAUAUUUGUAAAGAACAGUUAUCUCUGCCUCCAGAAUUUCCAGAAAAAUCCUUCACUGAGAAAUGGAAUAAGAAUAUACAGUCUCUCUUAGAAGACCAAACAGUGCAACAAGUGCUGCAAAAUCAAUUCCAUCAUAGCAAAGACCUGCGGUCUCUCUACAUGUUGUUGAUGCUUGCUUUAAGUAAUGUAACUGUGUCUCAUCCAUAUAUCAAUGCAUCAGACCUUCUUGGAGCAAGCAGUCUGUAUAGAAUGGAUUCAAAAGCAAAUAUUAUGCAUGGACUGUCUGUGCUGGAAUUCUGCCUCGUAAUAGCUAUGAAACAUUUAAAUGAUACAUAUGAAGGAGAACCUUUUAAUUUUCAGAUGGUUUAUAAUGAGUAUCAGAAAUUUGUUCAGAGGAAAGCACAUACUGUGUACAGUUUUGAGAAGCCUGUUGUCAUAAAGGCUUUUGAACAUUUGCAACAUCUUGAGUUGAUAAAACCUGUUGAAGGCCCAUCUACAUGUGCCCAGAGAGAAUAUUUGCUAAUGAAACUGCUUUUGGACAACAGUCAAAUUAUGAAUGCUCUGCAGAUCUAUCCAAAUUGCCCAACAGAUGUCAAACAAUGGGCUACAUCAUCGCUAAAUUGAUAGUGGGCUUUUGAAGCUUGAUGGAUCCUCUGAAAGUGUCCUUUAGUUCUUAAUUAACCAGACUAAGAAUCAGUGCUAUCAGUGGAAAGAUGCUGCAGGCAAUCAAUGUUUUUUCCUAAAACCGGAAUGUAUGUUAAAAUUUGUGGCCCUAAAACUGAAAUCUUGCUUUUUCAGAUGUUCUGUGUCUUCAUCAUGCUGUUUUAAUUGGAGUUGUAUUGAGAUUUGUCUUGCUUUAAUAAUUGUCUAAUAUAUCGACAAGAUAAAUGUUAACUUUAUAGCUUGGAGUAAAGCUAGAUGCAACAUUGA